Molecule: messenger RNA, 4389 nt
Organism: Eriocheir sinensis (Chinese mitten crab)
Lineage: Eukaryota; Metazoa; Arthropoda; Malacostraca; Decapoda; Varunidae
Product: EF-hand calcium-binding domain-containing protein 7-like
Exons: 1
Coding region: 758-2413 (551 amino acids)
Molecular function (GO): calcium ion binding
Source: RefSeq, a predicted model, not a curated record
UCACAAGUGAACAAACUAGAAAAAAAACCAGGCAAAUCAUUAUGUUUUCCUGCUGGGUUAUUGCCCACUUCCCAUGCACGGUGGACAGCAGAGCGACUUAUUUCUGUGAGGAGGUAUUUCUCACAACAACGGCCCGACGGUGACGGGAGGAGUGGACGAGUGGCCGGGGGAAUGAGGCUUGACUUUUACCUUAUUUGGAAUAUUUGUGUCGUCCUGGCCCUCAUCGGUAUGUUCACCUACCUCAUAUUCUUCUUUAAGUAACUCAGAAGGAUGAAUGUAGGAGUCCCGGGCUAGUACUGAAUACUACUGAUGAGCAGCACACUGUCUUAGCCUGCCCUGGGAAGAAGCACCACCGCCGGCCCCUGCAGAGUGAGUGCCUGCCGCCCCUCUGUAUACGUGACUUGCCUGCCACCCCACCCUCCUGCACCAUUCUCCAGAACUCUUAUGGAUGUAUAUUACCACAAAAAAAUCUUCAGCUUUAUAAAGAAAGGGCCAUCAGAACAGACUAUUUGAGUAACGUUGAUGUGUAAACAGUCACUGAGCCUAACCAGCCCCAUAAAGCCGCAGAAGGUAACAAUUCCCUCUGGCAUUUUAGGACAGCAUGUCAAUGUAACUAAAUCACGCAGCACCUGUGAAGAGAUUGAUAUGUUGCAAACUACCUAAAUCUACUGAACUUGUACCAUAACAAAAUAUAUAGCUGCUUAAAAGUUAUUCACAGCAGCACAGGGAUUGUAAAUUUACACUGACUUGAAAAAAAAUGGAUCUAGAGGAGUCCCGACAGAAGGAAUUGCUGGCAGCAUACCUGUGUGUUAAGGCAACUGUUGCUGAGGAUCUGAGCAGCAGUGAGGAGUUGAAAAGAGCACUGCAGUAUGCUGGCCUAAGCCCCACCCCAGCCUUCCUGGCCCAGCACUGGCAGGAGGGCAACACCGAGGCUGCCACCUUUGAACACUUCUGCAACCUGGCUGAGCAACUCCCAGACAUUAAUAUUGAUGAUAUAGAAGCUCUUUUUAUAAAGGUGUUUGGCACUGUUGAUGGCAUGGUGGGAGAAAAUGAUUUCAAGAGACUAGUGGGUGGUGGUAAUCCUGAACGGGAAUUGAGUGAUGCUGACUUGAAUUAUAUUCUGCAGGAGGCCAAUGUGGUGACCAAUGGUACUGUGGAUUGUAGCAAGCUGUGCAAGGUAAUUCUACACACAGUCAGUGAGAUGAAGCAGCUUAGUGUCCAGAAACUGGAGGAACGCUCGCACUACCAGCGCAUCAACUCCAAGACCUUCACAAGGAAGAAACGAGAGAAGUUUGCCAACCAGGAAGGCAGCAGUGUAUUGGGCCACUCUAUGCUGGACCUGGAGGACUGGAAUGAAUCCAGCUUGAAGGGCUGUUUCUAUCUGGAUAAGGGAAAUGUUUUAGCACACCAGUACAGCAUGGAGGUGUCCUGCUUAGGUCCUACAGUGGUGCGCAUGAAGCCUAAGAGCUAUAUGAAGCAGGAGGCAGGACGGGGACCAGUUGACACUUUGGCAUACAUUUUCCGAGAGUACCCCGAGGGAAUGCGCAACUACGUAGGGUUCACUGAUCAGAAGGACAGUGAUGGGUCCUACUACUGGCGAGACACUUUGAAGGAGGGACGUUAUGUGGUUAUCCCCUACACCAGUGGAUGCCGUUUGCGGGAGAGGACACAAGAGCCAGAAGCUUCUAUUGAGCUGGUGGAGAGGCAGAGUAAGGUGCAGUUAACACCUGAAUUCAGGCUAGUGCUUGAGGAGAUCUUUGACCAAGUUGAUCUUGACAGCAAUGGACGACUCAGCCGGCAGGAGUUCAACCUGUACAACUGGCGCACAUCAGGGGAGGAGGUGCAGGAUGAUGAAUGGGCAGUAGUGCAGGCCAACUUUGAUGUGGAAGCAGGGGAGCUUACUCUGGCUGGCUUUCUGGCUCUGCACCAGCUAGAGGCUGAGGACAAUGGGGGUGAUUCUGAAGAUUUGUGGGUGUCUCUGGAUGCCAUGGGUUAUAACCGUGCGGGACGACAGGACCAGGCAGCCCCUUUCACGCUCAGUGUGUUCAGUCAGGUCUGCCAGCCUAUCCUGCAGGUAUCUGGGCUGAAGAGUGGUGGCCUUCUACUGGACAAAGCAGUGGUGCGUUCCAUUAUGGAGAAUGCAGAGCCAAUUAAGAUCAAGAACAUGAUUGACCUUAUAAAAUAUGAACAUGUGGGAGACCAUCGGGGAAGCAUUGUGGUGCAGAAUAAAGCCCACAGCAAGGUAACAGUGCGUGUGGACUGCAGCCAGAGCCUCAACGUGAUCACAAACAGACCAAGUCUUGACUGGACUGUGGAGGUGGCAGGCAAAUCGGCCAUCAUUGCUCAUCAGCUGCUGCCCCUCAGAAUGGGCGAGAAUUGGAAUGUGGUUUGUGUUGAGUCUCUGGUUAAGUAAAGAUUUUCCAUGCUUGGCUACCUGCAUCUUUUUCUGAAUGCAUAUUCUCACUAAAUAUCCAGCUAGACUAAACUGUUAGUGUCUUGUGCUGUUCUAUGGAUUGAUUUUACCUUAAAACCAACCAUUUAUGUAGCAAUUUGUGACCUGGUACUAUAAAUUGUAUUAAUUCAACUCACAUUCAGGAUUCUCAAAUAUAUAUAGAUUGUCAUUCUGUCUUGUGAUCAGUAUUCAAGAAAGGUACCAGCGAAAGCUAAGUUCAAGAAUAAUGUUCUGCUUCUAUUGAACAGGGAAAGUUUACAUAUUGCUGUUCCAAGGUGCAAACCUUUUUUUUUCAGUCCCAAGUUUUUCUUUUAAGUAUUAUACUUUUGCACAACUUCUUUAUAAAUUCCAUAAUAUUAUGCGCACACACACACACACACACACACUAGAACAAAGAAGAGAAAGAGGAGACCUAAUACAAAUAUAUAGGCUGUUGAGUAAAAUGGAAGAAGUAGAUAACGAGAAAUUGCUACUAAGAGAGGAACCUUCCAGCAGGAAUACUAGAGGACAUAGUAAAAAGUUGAGGAAGGGAAGAUGCUCAAGAGACAUAAAGAAAUAUAGCUUCCCACAAAGAAAUAUAGAGGUUUGGAACAGACUAAGUGAAAAAAUAGUACCGGUGAAGAGUGUGCAGAGCUUCAAGGAAAAGUUGGAUAAUUAUAGAUACGGAGACGGGACCACACGAGUGUAAGCCCAGGCCCUGUAAAAUUACAACUAGGUAAAUACACACACACACACACACACACACACACACACACACACACACACACACACACACACACACACACACACACACACAGGAGUGCUGUAGUGCUCACCUCACAACCAAGAAGUCCCGGGUUUCAUUCCUGGGUGAAUUGGAGCCGGAUGGGCAGUCUCCUUUCAAUCAUAUACCUUGUCUAUUCAGCAGAGCCGGAUGGGCAAUCUCCUUUAACCUGUGGGCUUCGGCUGUGGGAAAGCCGAGAAGUGGCCGAGAAACGACAAAAUUACAGUGCAUUUUGAGACUAAGACAACAGCAUGGAACGUACAUCAGAGUAGUACUAGUCUCAUAACCAUAAAGCUGUUAAAAAUAUAUACUUUUAUUCAAACUCCAUUCUUUUUAGGUGGUGUUUGUUACAAAAUAAACACUCUUGUGACGCUUGGCAUCAAGCCGAGAGUCGCUUGUUGUCUAGUAUAGAGAAUUUGACAAGUGAUUACUGUAUGGAUAGCUAAUUCAGUGUGCCAUGACCUUACAGCAUCACCUAUGACAAAAAAGCCCACCACAAUGACCCAGGGCAUUCAUGGUGGGUUGCGCUAUGCCGCCGCUGCCUACAAUUAGCUCAAAUUAGGUGUUUUAUGGCGAGCCCUUUUUAGGGUCCACCGUACCACAGCCACGACUCGUGAAAGCCCUGAAAAGGGUCUGCCGACGUUCUCGGGUUAAUUCACAUCCCUUGUCUAUCCAGCAGUGAAUGGUACCGGAUGUCAGGUGGGGUUUGUGUCCUGCCUCCUGGGUGUGUGCAGGUAUGAGGUUUCAGCCACACUCAGAUUCAUAACUUGAGCUCCAAGCUCAUUCAUGGAGGGUACUGGCUAGCAGUUUUUAGUAUUAGUGGUUAGAUCAUAGUGAAAUGACACAUGUGCACACACACACACACACACACACACACACACACACUACUGUGUUGCUCAGUCAGUUAAAGCUCUACACUGGCAAGCUUCGUGGCCUAGCAGGCGGAGAUUCAAGUCCCGCUCAGGCCGGGGAUUUUUCCGCCGUCAAGUAGUAGUUACUGGAGAUAGGGUGUGUGGUGUGUGAUGGUCUCGGCAGUACCCAGAGAUAAACUAAUGAGCCUUGCUCUUGUCAGGAGGGUACUUGCUGUUGUUGACUUGUUGAUGAGCCCCAGCUUGUGAUCAGGCCGUGGUGAAUCAUACACAUACACAAACACACACACACACACACACACACA